UACGUUCAGUGAAGUGGUAAUACGGUUCCCAGCCACACGCUGUAGCGCCAGCUCCCGCCUGACUGUCUGCGUAAAGCUCGGCGAAUCUCAAGUGGACCGUGAAGGUAUUGGUUCAGUAAAUUCUCCCAAACAGAGGAUCUGUUAUUUGUACAUCGUCCUCCCUCCCCCACAGCCACUUCUUCUUGUGCCCACUACAAUGGAGAGAGAAUGAGAAGAGGUGCUCCAAGCAGAACAUGAGAAUGGAGACGUGCACAAAGAACAAUAACACCACACUCAGAAGAGGUGAGAGUGCGAUGAGAAGAGGAGCCAGAGAGUGAGGCGAUGGGCUGCACCUCUGCUAAGCAGGUGUCGGCCGUGCCCAGCGACGAGGAGGGCCGGGGCAAGGCCUACAGCAACGGAGACCUCUUCACCGAUGAGUACAAGAUGAAAGGAGUGGAGGAGGUGAAGUACAUGCGUGGAGAGGAGGACCGGGUGAACGCACGCAACCAGGAGAACCUGGAGAAGACCUCUUUACAGUACAGGGGGAAACCGCACAAAGAAGGCUCUGGAGCCAACGCCAACAGGACAAAUAUCCACACAUCAGAGAGCCAGCAGGAGUUCUUCAGGAUGUUGGAUGAGAAGAUUGAGAAGGGACAGGACUACUGUUCAGAGGAAGACGAGGCAGAGGAUGGGACAUAGCAAACGAGGCCUGACUCAACCCCCGACAGAGAGCCUCCCAGAGUGUGUGCGAGUGCAUGUUCGUCUGAAUCAGUGUGUGUAUGUAUGUUCCACUGCCUUUGUAUGUGAUUCUGUAUGUGUCUGUGUGAGCAUGUAGGUUUUUUGUGUGUGAAAGCGAGAUGGAUAGCUAUUCUCAAAGACUGUUGCCCCCCUCUUGGCUGUCGUCCCAUUGGGCCCCUGAGUGGAUUACUGGAGGGAGAGACGAACGAGGAGACAUACAGACAGACAUGUGGACUCACUGCCCUGCAGGACUAUGGAGAGACGCACAUGGAGACGGACAUGCAAACCGACAUGUGGACUCACUGCCCUGCAGGACUAUGGAGGGACCCUCCCCUCUACCCCAACUACCACCCCAGUGAACUGUACUGUGGUCCCUGGUCCAGCUUUGUGUAUACCACCCCAUGACUACAACAUGGAGAAGGAGGACGAACAGAGGAAGAAUGAGCAUUAUGGGAGUCUGGGAGACACCCUCAUGGUUUCCACCCUCCAUGGCCCUGACUUGUGCUUUGCUUGUGAGGAGCAGAGAUGUGGAUAGAGAAAGAGAGGUGCUGGGGAGGGGGAGGCACUUCCAUAACCCCCAUCAGACAACGGAGGCUCGCUGCUGCAGUGGGCCAGAGGACCUGCGAGAGGGUAGGGGAGGG
Molecule: messenger RNA, 1358 nt
Organism: Oncorhynchus tshawytscha (Chinook salmon)
Lineage: Eukaryota; Metazoa; Chordata; Actinopteri; Salmoniformes; Salmonidae
Exons: 7
Coding region: 322-678 (118 amino acids)
Source: RefSeq, a predicted model, not a curated record